This is a messenger RNA of Arachis duranensis, 649 nucleotides long. Its product is annotated as glyoxylase I 4. Lineage: Eukaryota; Viridiplantae; Streptophyta; Magnoliopsida; Fabales; Fabaceae. Bases 91 to 525 code for a protein of 144 amino acids. The record is from RefSeq and is a predicted model, not a curated record. The transcript has 3 exons.
UUAGCAAUUGUAAUUGUGUGGGAGCUAAGAAAGAAAACGGUACACGUAUUUUAGCAAGUAUAAUCCGAAGCAGAAGCAGCAAAAGAAGAAAUGGCGGCAGCUGAAGGAGUGAGCCUAAAUCAUAUCUCUCGAGAGUCCUCUGACGUUAGGCGCCUCGCCAAUUUCUACCAACAGAUACUUGGGUUCGAGCAAGUGGAGACCCCCAACUUCGGAGACUUCGAGGUUAUAUGGCUCCGCCUCCCAUCAUCUUUUAUAUACAUCCAUCUCAUCGAGCGCGACCCAACCACCUCCCUCCCCGAGGGUCCAUGGAGCGCCAGCUCUCCUGUCGCUGAUCCCAAGAAUCUCCCCAGAGGCCACCAUAUCUGCUUCUCCGUCUCCAACUUCGAUUCCUUUGUCAACACCCUCAAGGACAAGGGUAUCGAGACCUUUCAGAAAUCCCUACCAAAUGGCAAGAUCAAGCAAGUUUUCUUUUUCGAUCCAGAUGGUAACGGUUUGGAGGUUGCAAGCCGGGAACAAGAUUCCUAAUUACUAGUAUGUUUCUAUGUAUAACUAUGAAUCUAUGAUAUGACGUAUUGUGUUUGUGCCUUAUCGUUUAACAACACUUGUAAUCAUGACCAAUUUAUAUUAUGCAUGCGAGUUUCCAAUCAAA